AUGCUACUGAUAGCUCGACAGUUCAGCCAUCACUGGUGGCGCCACCGCCACCGUCCUCACGUCAGCCUCUCCCACGCUCCACUCUCACAGCUCAACUUCCACUCCGAAUCCGACGACUUCUUGCCGUGGCUGCAGCGCAAGUCCGGCACCGAAAUCUCCUCCGCGCUUUCGAUCGGGGAAUCGACUCACGGAAGAGCUCUGUUUGCUUCCAAAACCAUUAGAGCCGGAGAUUGCAUACUCAAGGUUCCGUACAGCGUUCAACUAGCUCCGGAUAAUCUUGCUCCGGAGUUGAGGGAUUUGAUUGGUGAUAGCGUCGGCGAUGUUGCUAAGGUCGCCGUUGUGAUUUUGUGUGAGCAGAAAAUGGGCCAGGGCUCUGAAUGGGCUCCUUACAUCAGCCGGCUUCCUCGCCUUGAGGAGAUGCAUAGCACAAUAUUUUGGAGCGAAGAUGAGUUGGAGAUGAUUCGACAGAGCUCUCUGUAUCAGGAGACUAUUAAUCAAAGAUCCUUUGUUGAAAAGGAAUAUUCGGCAAUUAGGACAGUUCUUGAGUGCUUUCCUGAAAUGUUCCAAAGUAUCACCUGCAAGGAAUUCAUGCAUGCAUAUGCUUUAGUUACUUCUCGAGCAUGGGGAAGCAAAAAGGGUUAUUCCCUGAUUCCUGUUGCAGAUUUUUUGAACCAUGAUGGGACUUCAGAGUCAAUUGUGCUGAGUGAUGAUGACAAACAUUUCUCAGAGGUGAUUGCUGAUCGUAAUUAUACUCAAGGUGAACAGGUGCUGAUAAGAUAUGGCAAAUUUUCAAAUGCUACCCUACUGUUGGACUUUGGGUUUACACUUCCAUACAACAUUCACGACCAGGUCCGGAUCCAGGUAAACAGACCUCAUCAUGAUGCUCUUUGUGAUUUGAAGUUGGAACUUUUGAAGAGACAUCACAGACCAAUCAACAAUGACGUCAACGGUUUCAACUCUUCAGUGGAUUGUUUCACAAUCAAGGAAGUGAGAUCUGGUAGUGAAAAAGGGAAAGGAAUUCCACAUUCACUUCGUGCAUUUGCUCGUGUCCUACGUUGUACCUCUUGUGAAGAGCUUAGUGACCUGGCCAAUGAAGCAGCAGAACAUGAUGGUCGAUUGGCUCGGCGUCCUUUAACUAACAGAAGCAGAGAGAUUGAAGCACAUCAGAUGUUGAUGGAAGUAUUAACCCAAUUGGCUGAGGAUUGUGAUGCAUCUAUUAAGUCUCUAGGACCCGUAAGUUCUCCUGCCAUGUGUGAAAGGCUCUCUCUCCGGACACAAAUGGCUCGCGAUCUCCUUAAUGGUGAGAUUCGUAUCCUCAAUUCCGCGCGUGCAUGGCUUUUACACUACUGCACAACCUUGAUUGCGACAAACUGCCAUCAAUGAUGCUUUACAAAGCUACCAAAGAAGCAGGAACCGAGAGGUGCUUUUACAGGAGACUGGGACACCCAUCAAAUUGUGGCUCUUACCGUCAAAAGUUGAAGCCUGGGCAUGUCUGAUCUGUCACAAGUAGA
This is a messenger RNA of Fragaria vesca subsp. vesca, 1511 nucleotides long. Its product is annotated as histone-lysine N-methyltransferase setd3-like. Gene Ontology annotation, biological process: peptidyl-lysine monomethylation. The record is from RefSeq and is a predicted model, not a curated record. NCBI's taxonomy places the organism in Eukaryota, Viridiplantae, Streptophyta, Magnoliopsida, Rosales, Rosaceae. The transcript is spliced from 13 exons. Gene Ontology annotation, molecular function: protein binding; protein-lysine N-methyltransferase activity. Bases 1 to 1383 code for a protein of 460 amino acids.